UCAGAUCCUCCACGCAGCUGAGCCGAGCAUCCCACGCAGUCUGCGUGCGUCUCCGGUCCACGCUGCGCCAACACACCCGACAGGAAGAACGCGCGGAUGGAGGGUUGCGCAUAGAUGUUUCCAUUGAAGAGCGCUGCAUGAAAUUCUCGCGUUGUGAUUUUUAACUACUGUGGGAUAAACUUCCAUCUCCAAGCAGAAGCAGAAGUAGGAUAUUAUUGGACCAAGAGGGGAGCACAACAGCAGCUCCGGGUUGCUGGGGGAAGGCUGGGCGCGCUGGAAACACGCACAGUCGCGGAUCAUGCUUAUGGGAACUUCCUAUUCCGUCUCCUUAAGAGUGGCUCGGCCUGAUGUUCUAUCAUGACUGAUGGCCACGGGAGAGCGCACUUUCAGUAUGCAGAUAGCCCGGAGGGGCAAGAUCAGGAGCAAGAGGAGGUUUUGGAGGAGGUGAAGCUCGCUAUCCUGAAAUCCUACCAGGAUGAUUUAGAACCUGGAGACCUCUGUGAUGAGGAGCACAUGGAGCGCACCGGUAGAUGUAGCAGCAGGAGGAGGAAUGGUGAAACAGAAGAAGCUCAAGUUCGGCAGGUGCAGGAAGCGGAGCUGGAAAUUGAUGUCGGACCAACACUGGAAGUUCGCGUCGUGGCUCCUAUACGGGAUCCAGACUGUGUCUCUGAGGAGGAGGAGGAGCAGCAGCCGUACCCGGCCCUGGCCCCCGUGGCCUUUGUCUGCUUAAAGCAAACCACACGGCCUCGCAACUGGUGUCUCCGUGUUGUGUGUAACCCAUAUCCUUUCAUGACAUGGAAAAUUAAGUGUGCCUGACAUCUGGUAUGAGAAUCUUGGUGACGCUUCUAUUGGACACCCUUCCUAUGUUGGGAAAUGUCCUACUCCUCUGCUUCUUUGUCUUUUUCAUCUUUGGGAUUGUUGGGGUCCAGCUGUGGGCGGGGCUUCUGCGAAACCGCUGCUUUCUGGGAGGGGAGAUCAGAACAAAAUACAACUUGUCAAUCAGUCCCUACUACAUGUCGGAGGAUGGUGAAGAUAGCCCAUUUAUCUGCUCGGCAGCUCGUGAAAACGGUAUGCUUCGCUGCCAUGAUGUUCCGGCCUACACCGAGGCCAAGACUGAGUGCCAGUUACCGGCACCUCACCAAAAUUCAGAUUUGAUUGGAGCAACCCCUACAGUGGGCGGGGCCAGUGUAAAUGGAUGUGUUAAUUGGAACCAGUACUACAAUGUGUGUCAUCCUGGAGAUCACAACCCUCACAAGGGAGCUGUCAACUUUGACAACAUUGGCUAUGCUUGGAUUGCUAUUUUCCAGGUCAUCACACUGGAAGGAUGGGUGGAUAUCAUGUACUAUGUCAUGGAUGCUCAUUCAUUCUACAAUUUUAUAUAUUUUAUACUGCUCAUUAUUGUGGGAUCUUUCUUUAUGAUCAACUUGUGCCUCGUGGUCAUCGCCACCCAGUUCUCAGAGACAAAGCAACGGGAGAACGCUCUUAUGAGGGAACAGCGUGCUCGCUACAUGUCCAAUGAUUCCACGCUUGCCAGUUACAGUGAACCAGGCUCGUGCUAUGAGGAAAUGCUGCGCUACAUCAGUCACCUUUACCGGAAGUUCACACGCAGACUCCAGAGGAUAUACUCUGGAUGGCACAGUAAAAGGCGUAAAAAGGUGAAUCCUAACAGCAGUGGUGGAGGCAAUAAUGGUGGAGGUAAUGGACACGGCCAUGGCUCUAGCAGGGGCUCGGGCCCAGGUAGCGCUGUGUGGUUGAGGCCAAUACACAGCCUAUUGCAGCACCAUCAGCACCAGCACUGUCGGUUCCCCAAUGGGGGGCAGCACAUGAGCAGCCUGGCAAGCACUGAAAACUUGGCUGGAGAAGGAGGUGUGGGUGGAGCCGUGGAACUGGAGAUGAAGUCACUUCCUGUUAGUAAAGGGAGUACAAAUGGAAAUAGAAGUGGCGGCAAUCAGUCAGUCGUUACCCAAGGCAUGGGGGCCUUGCUCAGAAGACUAAAUGGAGGGAUGAACUACCCAACCAUUCUCCCAUCAUUUGUGUGCAGCUACAGCAGCAAGACACCACCACCUCACUCCCAGCAAGGUGGUUGCAGUCCAGAUCAGCAUCCGCCAAACCACUCCACGUCCGAACACACAGACAAAGUGAACAAGCUCUACCAGCUUGUGGGACAGCACAGUCACCAGAGUGUGCUGUACCAGCUGGCAGGCGUGGUACCCAGUCCACUGCUCCUGGAACUACUGAGCUGCCCUCUCUGUGCCCGCAGCCUGGAGACCUUGGAGCUGGAGUUGGGUGACUUGGAGGGUUGCACGGGAGAAGCUGAUGGACUGCACGACUUCCCCCAGGGAGGAGAUCUGAGAGGUGGGCGAGGUCGGGGCAGACGACAUGGGGCUGUGGUGUACAAGAACGGAGCACUUCGGGCAUGGAUGAACUUCAGGGAGAAAUUGAAGAGAAUAGUGGAGAGCAAAUACUUUAACAGAGGGAUCAUGAUUGCCAUCCUUGUCAACACUCUCAGCAUGGGGAUAGAGUACCAUGAGCAGCCAGAGGAGUUGACGGAUGUGCUCGAGAUCAGCAACAUCGUCUUCACUAGCAUGUUUGUGUUAGAGAUGGGCUUCAUGCUGCUGGCCUUCGGCCUGUUUGGAUACAUCAGAAAUCCAUACAACAUAUUUGACAGCAUCAUUGUUAUCAUCAGUGUGUGGGAGAUAAUUGGUCAAGCUGACGGCGGGUUGUCGGUCCUGCGUACUUUCCGUCUGCUUCGGGUUCUGAAGUUGGUUCGCUUCCUUCCUGCAUUGAGGAGACAACUUGUCGUCCUGAUGAAGACGAUGGAUAAUGUGGCCACCUUCUGCAUGCUUCUGAUGCUAUUCAUCUUCACCUUUAGUAUAUUGGGCAUGCAUUUGUUUGGUUGCAAAUUUAGUCUUCAGACAGAUGAUGGAGACACCAUUCCUGACCGCAAGAACUUUGACACUCUACUGUGGGCCAUCGUCACCGUAUUUCAGAUUCUAACCCAGGAAGACUGGAAUGUGGUGCUGUAUAAUGGUAUGGCCUCCACCUCCCCAUGGGCAGCCCUCUACUUUGUUGCCCUGAUGACAUUUGGAAACUACGUGCUUUUCAACUUGCUGGUGGCCAUCUUGGUUGAAGGCUUCCAGGCUGAGGGUGAUGCAAAUCGCUCUGAGUCGGAUGAUGACAAAAAGUCAGACAACUUUGAGGAGGAUGAGAAAGUAGAACACCUCAGAGACACCGAGCUAAAGAUGUAUACGCUAAUGAUGACGGCCAACGGUCAUGUCGACCCUCAUAGUUCAAUGGCUCCUCCCAUAAUCAUGCGAACGGCAGCCACCCCCAUGCCCACUCCAAAGAGUUCUCUGGGCCCGGAGUCCUACCUGGAGGAGGAGGUCAUGGUGAGAGAGGGAGUUCUGCAAUAUGGAGAGGUCGGACUUUCCGAACCAGGGACCGUUCACCAAGAGUCUCGCCACGGAAGCUCCACCUCCAUGGAUGCCUUAACAUGUGAACAGAGAUCUUUGAGCCACUCCAGUCCUGCGCGCCGCUCUCCUCUUCUUCCUCGUGGGUCUAGCUCCUGGGGAAGCCGUCGCUCCAGCUGGAAUAGCCUGGGAAGAGCACCGAGCCUCAAAAGACGAGAUGCUAGCGGCGAAAGAGAGAGUCUGUUGUCCGCAGAAAGAGGAGAGGAGGAAAAUGGUGUGGAUGACAGUACUGAUGCUGGCGGGUAUGACAAUAGAAUCCAGCCGGAACCCUUGGAGCUGCUGCAGGCAUCCACUCUUUGCCCUUCCAUUGUGGCCCAAUAUGGUGACUGUAAUGGGAGGAGCAUGAUUUACAAUCCCAACGUGAACACUGACUCCAAAGAUGAAUCCUUGCCUGAAGAUGACAUGGAUGAUGACAGUUCUCUUUGCUACGUGAUCAAGAAAGAGCUCCGCAAUAUGAAACCUCGCUGGUGCAAAGAACAUGAAGAAUGGACGUUGUACUUGUUUUCACCAGAGAACCCAUUUCGUGUGUGGUGCCAAAGUGUGAGCUCUCACAAAAUGUUUGACCAUGUGGUUCUGGUUUUCAUCUUCGUCAACUGCAUCACUAUCGCUCUGGAAAGACCUAAUAUACAGUCUCAUAGCACGGAGCGAAUAUUUCUUGGAGUGUCCAACUAUGUUUUCACUGUGAUCUUCCUCGCAGAGAUGGCCAUUAAGGUGGUAGCGCUCGGGUUCUGCUUUGGGAAGCAGAGCUACCUUCAGUCCAGUUGGAACGUUCUGGAUGGUGUGUUGGUUUUUGUGUCUAUGGUCGACAUUCUGGUCUCUCUGGCAUAUUCUGGUGGUAACCGGAUCCUGGGCAUCCUCCGAGUUCUACGCCUGCUCCGCACAUUGCGGCCACUUAGGGUGAUCAGUCGAGCACCGGGAUUAAAAUUAGUUGUGGAGACGCUCAUCACUUCUCUUCGGCCCAUCGGCAACAUUGUCCUGAUCUGCUGUGCUUUCUUCAUUGUUUUUGGCAUCUUGGGAGUGCAGUUAUUCAAAGGAAAGUUCUACCACUGUGAAGGUCUUAACACCAAAAAUAUCACCAACAAGUCAGACUGUCUGCAAGCUAAUUACAGCUGGAUACGAAGGAAGUACAACUUUGACAACCUGAUUCAGGCUCUGAUGUCUUUGUUUGUCCUGUCAUGUAAGGACGGCUGGGUCAAUAUUAUGUACGACGGUCUGGACGCUGUGGGAGUGGACCAACAGCCUGUGAGGAACCACAACCCGUGGAUGCUGCUCUACUUCAUCUCCUUUCUGCUCAUCGUCAGCUUUUUUGUCCUGAACAUGUUCGUUGGUGUUGUGGUUGAGAAUUUCCACAAGUGCCGGCAGGACCAGGAAGAGGAGGAGGCCCGCUUAAGGGAGGAGAAGCGGCUCAAAAUCAUAGAAAAAAAGCGCAGGAGUAAGGAGAAUGGAGGGGCUGAGGCCAAACAGAGGCCCUACUAUGCUGAUUACUCCACCCCUCGCUUGACCAUCCAUACACUGUGCACCAGUCACUACCUGGACCUCUUCAUCACCUUCAUCAUAUGCAUCAAUGUGUUCACCAUGAGCAUCGAGCACUACAAUCAACCGCAGUAUUUGGAGGAGGUUUUGAAGUACUGUAAUUACGUGUUUACCUUCAUCUUCGUCAUCGAGGCCCUGCUUAAACUUGUGGCAUUUGGGAUACACCGCUUUUUCAAAGACAGGUGGAACCAGCUGGAUAUCGCAAUUGUGGCAUUGUCCAUCAUGGGCAUUAUCCUAGAGGAGCUGAAAAUGAGUGCAGCUCUUCCUAUAAAUCCUACAAUUAUCAGAAUUAUGAGAGUGCUCAGGAUAGCACGAGUACUUAAACUCCUAAAGAUGGCCACAGGCAUGAGAUCUCUGCUGGACACUGUCAUGCAAGCACUGCCACAGGUGGGAAAUCUUGGUCUCCUCUUCAUGCUGCUUUUCUUCAUCUAUGCCGCCCUGGGAGUGGAGCUCUUUGGCAAGCUUGAAUGUAAUGACAACAAUCCCUGUGAGGGCCUGAGUCGUCAUGCUACUUUUGAAAAUUUUGGGAUGGCCUUUCUCACACUGUUUCGAGUGUCCACUGGAGACAACUGGAAUGGCAUUAUGAAAGACACAUUACGAGAGUGUCAUCCAGAGGAACGCCAUUGUCUCUCCUACCUGCCGUGGGUCUCUCCCAUUUACUUUGUCACCUUUGUGCUCAUGGCCCAGUUUGUGCUUGUCAAUGUGGUGGUGGCGGUGCUGAUGAAGCAUCUAGAAGAAAGCAACAAGGAGGCUAAAGAGGAUGCAGAAAUGGAUGCAGAAAUUGCCAUGGAAAUGGCUAUGGAGCAGCAACGCAGAUUUACCACCACUUCCAGCAACAGCUCAGGGGCAGGGAACUUUGUUGAGCCAUGUCCACAAUCGCCUGGCCAGGAGGAAGAGGUGCAGUGUGGUGAGGAUGCACAGCAGGUAUCUGAGAAGAUGUCCGUAUCCAGGAUGCACUCUUUGCCCAACGACAGCUACAUGUUCCGACCCGUGCGACCCGCCAGUGCUCCUGACCCUCUGGAGGAGGUGGACGUUAGUGCUCAGGACCAACAUUCAGGCUCGCUGACAUCGGUCCGUUCGCAGCCGUGUGAGAGUCGCGCUCUGCUACAGCUUCCUGAUGUUUCCCCUGUUCACCCGCGACCAUUUGCUUCCAUCAACCUUCCCCGCAUUGCCCCGCCUUCGCCCCACCCCUCUCCGCGGGCCCUGCGCAGACAGGUGGCAGUUAAAGUUGAUUCUGUGGAAGUCCAAAGUUGUGAGCAACAAGAGAGGCCAAACCCUGUCCAUCUUCCUCUGCCGUCUCCUUCAUCACGUUCUCCCCUUAAUCCUUCACCAUCUCACCUACCUCCUCCCCCUCCCUCCUCUCCCUCAGUUCUCUGCCUCCCACCCUGCGCUCCUUUUCCAUUUCCACUAACUUCCCUGUCUUCAUCUCCUCUCCCUCCUUUACGGUCCUCCCCAACCUCCCUCCCUCCUCCACCUUCCUUACCCUCGCUUCUCCUCCCUCCACCUCGCUCUCCACGCUUCCCAUUGCGCACUGCAAGCCUCCACCGGCCGAGACCGCCUUCCGCCGCUUCCCUCUUCGACCCGACUGACGAAGAGGUGUGUCACAUCACCAGCUUAGCCCGCCACAGGCAGAUUGCUGAACUGGGAAGCGGACAGGAGAACAGAGCGAAGGCGGGACGCAGCCACUCCCUCUCUCCAUACACUGACUCGACCUCUCCGCCUCCUCUCUCUUCAUUGCCGCGGCCCUCCUCCAGGAGGCUGCUUGGAGCAGAUUUGAAGGACCGAGACUUUAGAAAAGGCUUUAGCGUCGACACCCAGGCGUUCCGUCAGCCGUCAUUAUUGUCUGCCGGUUACUUUGAUGACCAUCGGCGCCACUCCAUUGAGGUGUGCCUCCCACAAGAUGGCGCCAUCAGUGAUGAUCAACACUUUAAGUUGGGGUUCCACAAAGAGAAGUGCAAUUUCCCAAUGAGGGUGCAGUCAGUUGGAGGUGGGCACCGGAAGAAGAAGACAAGCCCUCCGUGCAUAUCCAUUCACCCCCCUUCCGAGAGGGAGCACCCGCCCUCACCCCCAAAACUGGCGGACUGCAGUAUGAUGCUAAGACGAAGAACGCCGUCUUAUGACUUGACUGCACACACGCAGUCGAACAAGCAAGACAUCUUUGUGGACAUGGAGGCGCAUUCAUCAAUCCACCGAGCGCUCACGCCUGUCCACGUGCCACUACAAACACACUCGCCAACACACACCCUGAUGCCCUCGCCGACCUCGACACCUACACGCGCGUACACACCACCGCUGCUGUCAACCCCUACGCACCCGCCCAUCCCGAUCAGCCCGAACAUCUUCAUCCAGCCUCAAGCGCCUCUCGUCCCGAGGCCUUUCUCACAGACGCGCCCCAUCUCGCCUGCCGCACGGCACGCCGCUCUCACAAGGGACUGUAUCCCCUUGCCCCAGUUCACUUUCGACCAACCACAAUCCAGAUACCUGUCGGAUGCAGAUCCCGCGCCGUGCGCUUCACCUUUUGACAACAAACUGGGAAGUGGAUUCAGCGCAAAGAACCGGAGGACUGCCCAAUGAAUAUCAAGAGGAGGAAGUGAAUUCACCGGUCCAAAAUCUGCCGGGCUGGAGAAUGUGCUGACCUCAGGAGUAUAACGUUUUCUGGGAGAUGGAUUCUUUUGUGUUUAUGAAUUUUGAAGAUUGCUUCCCCCAGAGAGACAGACACUACCACCGUCCAUCCCAGAAUCAUAGACAAUGGAUCUAUCCAGCUCCACUUGGGCGGCACUGAACAGUUAAGGACUAAAGCCACCAAACUCUGUAGCCAAAGUGUUUUUCUUUUUUUUUGGACACACUGUCUACACCCACGCGAGCCAAUCAGGAAGCAGCGUCUGGCUGACAACCUCUGACCUUUACAGUAUAGGAAGUGGUUUAUGAAAUGCAAGCGUGGGGCGGGAUUGUGGGAUAUGCAACUUCAGGUUUUCUACAGAAGUUCUGCUUGCCCCUCCUCUGCUCCUUGAUCACAUUGAUUCGAGCAGGUGUGAGUCUAUCCGUCUGUGUGAGUGAGUGUGUGUGUUUGUGCGUGUGUGUGUGUGUGUGGAUGUGUAUGAUGAGUGUUUGUACAUUUUCUUUGUUGUGUUGCCAUGUUUUCUUACACUUCUUUCUUGACAGUGAGGGGAAGCAGGACAGAGCUGUAAUGUGUUUAUCUAUGUAUCUGUGCAGUGUAAAUAAAGAAAAUACUUUAUUUGGUGAGGUUAACAUAGCUCUAUCCAUAUGCACAUAUUUUUAUAGAGAUCUAAAGUGUUUUUGCACACAAAUUUGAAUUUCGAGUUGCUUAUUUUUCUUUGGUUUUCCUCUUGUGAAUGUAUGUUUCCUUUCCAAAGCCAGAGAGGGAGAGAAAUUAAGUAUCGGCUAAUUCUCCUCAAAGGGAUGAUGUAGAAGAUUUUAUUUUAUUUUUGUAUUUUUAAAAAUAAGAGAAUCAUAUGUGUGUGAUGUGUUUCUGUAGUUUUGUCUCAAACUCUUGAGUCUUGAUUACAGCCUACAGGAGUGGCCUCAGUGAUGCAAGUUGAACUGAUGUGAAACUCUCCAUCAAACACAUUUUGGGUCCAAUGAUCUAAAUUGUACAUUAGGAACAAAAGAGGUUUGACUAAACCUGUGGGAGUCUUCAUUUUCUAUAUUGAAACAAUAGAACCUUUAAGGAAACGAUCAGUUCCAGAAGAAGAUGUAAUCUAGUAAGGAAGUGCUCAGAUUUAGAGCAUACGCCCUUGCUGCACCCAAUGUAAGGAAAAGUAAUUUUUCCAUAAAGUUCAGGUUUCCACAAAUUUAUUUAGCCCUAAAUUUUGGUGAGAAUUUUCACUCCCCUAUUUGCAUAAACAAGCUAAAUAUACAUUAUUUCAUUGUGGGGAUUAAAUCGAGUAAAUAUAAUAAAAAUAAUAAUAAUGACUGAAAUAAAAAUUUGUCCUACACAGUUCACCCUUUGGAGUCCUAAUUAGUCAAGAUAAAGGCAUGGGCAACAACUUAAACGUAAGCUGGCGAAUAAAUUUCAAGUAUGAACUUGUCUGUUGCAUCACUGAGCCUUCCGACUGGAUCAGCUGUGACCUCAUUAAGUGUUUCUGUAAAUCUGAAGACAACCAAACUUACUAGUUACUUACUUACUUACUAGUUAUGUGUAGCCAGAGUGCAAUAAUAUUG
Molecule: messenger RNA, 9185 nt
Organism: Phycodurus eques (leafy seadragon)
Lineage: Eukaryota; Metazoa; Chordata; Actinopteri; Syngnathiformes; Syngnathidae
Gene: cacna1ha
Product: calcium channel, voltage-dependent, T type, alpha 1H subunit a
Exons: 35
Coding region: 825-7577 (2250 amino acids)
Biological process (GO): membrane depolarization during action potential; sodium ion transmembrane transport; positive regulation of calcium ion-dependent exocytosis
Cellular component (GO): neuron projection; voltage-gated sodium channel complex; plasma membrane
Molecular function (GO): voltage-gated sodium channel activity; low voltage-gated calcium channel activity
Source: RefSeq, a predicted model, not a curated record